UUGAUGGAAAGAAGAACAGGAUGGAUCUGGUGCUGAGAAAAUGCCUUUUCCAUGCGGCUGUGAUGGGUGCUCUUCUGGCUGUGGGGGCCACAGAAGGACCCAGAGACCCGGACUGGCUUGGUGUCUCAAGGCAGCUCAGAACUAAAGCAUGGAACAGGCAACUAUAUCCAGAGUGGACAGAAAGCCAGGGGCCUCACUGCUGGAGAGGUGGCAAGGUAUCUUUGAAGGUCAGCAAUGAUGGGCCUACAUUGUGCGGAGCAAACGCCUCCUUCUCUAUUGCCCUGCACUUCCCUGAAAGCCAAAAGGUGCUGUCAGAUGGGCAGGUCAUCUGGGCCAACAACACCAUCAUUAACGGGAGCCAGGUGUGGGGAGGACAGCCAGUGUAUCCCCAAGAACCUGAUAAUACCUGCAUCUUCCCCGAUGGGAGGGCCUGUCCGUCUGGCCCUUCACCUCAGAGAAGCAGCUUUGUUUAUGUCUGGAAGACCUGGGGCCAAUACUGGCAAGUUCUGGGGGGCCCAGUGUCUGGACUGAGCAUUGGGACAGGCAAGGCAGUGCUGGGCACACACAUCAUGGAAGUGACUGUCUACCACCGUCGGGGGUCCCAGAGCUACGUAUCCCUCGCUCACUCCCGCUCAGCCUUCACCAUUACUGACCAGGUGCCCUUCUCUGUGAGCGUGUCUCAGCUGCAGGCCUUGGAUGGAGCAAACAAGCACUUCCUGAGAAAGCAGCCUCUGACCUUUGCCCUCCGGCUCCACGACCCCAGUGGCUAUUUGGCUGGGGCCGACCUCUCCUACACCUGGGACUUUGGAGACAGUACUGGGACCCUGAUCUCUCGGGCACUUGUGGUCACUCACACUUACCUAGAAUCUGGCCCAGUCACUGCACAGGUGGUGCUACAGGCUGCCAUUCCUCUCACCUUCUGUGGCUCCUCCCCAGUUCCAGGCACCACAGCUGGGCAUGUGCCAACUGCUGAGGCCCCUGGCACCACUGCUGGCCAAGUGCCUACUGCAGAAGUCAUAGCCACUACACCUGCUCAGGUGCCAACUGCAGAGCCCUCUGGAACCACAGCUGUGCAAGUGCCAACUGCAGAGGGCACAGGUACCACACCUGAGCAGGUACUAACCUCAGAAGUCAUAAGUAUCACACCUGCAGAGAUGCCAACUGCAGAGGCCAUAGGUACGACACCUGAAGUGUCAACUGCAGAACCCUCUGGAACCACAGUUGCACAGGUAACAACUACAGAGCUGGUGGAGACCACAGCUGGAGAGGUACCCACCCCUGAGCCUGACAGUCCAGAUGCCAGCCCAUUCUUUUCUACAGAAGGUAUUACAGGCUCCCAGAACCCCCUGCUGGAUGACACAGCCACCUUAACCCUGGUGAAGCGACAAGUCUCCCUGGAUUGUGUUCUGUAUCGAUAUGGCUCCUUUUCCCUCACCCUGGAUAUUGUCCAGGGUAUUGAGAGUGCUGAGAUCCUACAGGCUGUGCCAUCCAGUGAAGGAGAUGCAUUUGAGCUGACUGUGUCUUGCCAAGGCGGGCUACCCAAGGAGGCCUGCAUAGACAUCUCAUCGCCAGGGUGCCAGCCCCCUGCCCAGCGGCUGUGUCAGCCUGUGCCACCCAACCCAGACUGCCAGCUGGUUCUGUACCAGGUACUGAAGGGCGGCUUGGGGACCUACUGCCUCAAUGUGUCUUUGGCUGACGCCGACAGCCUGGCAAUGGUCAGCACCCAGCUUGUCAUGCCUGGUCCAGAAGCAGGCUUCGGGCAGGCUCCCCUGUUCUUGGGCAUCUUGCUGGUAUUGAUGGCUUUGCUGCUCGCAUCUCUGGUAUAUAGGAGAAGACGUACGAAGCAGGGCCCAGCUCUCCCCCUUCGCCAGCUGCCACCUGGCAGAACCCAGUGGCUACGUCUGCCCUGGGUCUUCCGCUCUUGCCCCAUUGGUGAGAGCAGCCCCCUCCUCAGUGGGCAGCAGGUCUGAGUACUCUCACGUGAUGUCAUGAUUUACCCAGCGUGGACAGCAAUGCCUAUCUUUUCUCCAGUCUUCCCU
This is a messenger RNA of Lipotes vexillifer (Yangtze River dolphin), 2039 nucleotides long. It is a transcript of the gene PMEL, whose product is annotated as premelanosome protein. Lineage: Eukaryota; Metazoa; Chordata; Mammalia; Artiodactyla; Lipotidae. Gene Ontology annotation, biological process: melanosome organization. The transcript is spliced from 12 exons. The coding region runs from base 21 to 1970 and encodes 649 amino acids. Gene Ontology annotation, cellular component: melanosome; plasma membrane. The record is from RefSeq and is a predicted model, not a curated record.